Molecule: messenger RNA, 2144 nt
Organism: Athalia rosae (coleseed sawfly)
Lineage: Eukaryota; Metazoa; Arthropoda; Insecta; Hymenoptera; Athaliidae
Product: homocysteine S-methyltransferase-like
Exons: 1
Coding region: 549-1565 (338 amino acids)
Biological process (GO): S-methylmethionine cycle
Molecular function (GO): S-adenosylmethionine-homocysteine S-methyltransferase activity; zinc ion binding
Source: RefSeq, a predicted model, not a curated record
CCACGCGCGAAUGACGUUCGUAGGUAACCCCCCAGAUCAGGGAAAAUUGAGAGAAUCUAUUUAUAAAUCUCUCAUAGAGAUUAAUUGUACCGUCAAAGUGCACCGUCGCAGCCUCUAAAAGAGCCGCCAUCUACGAGUAUCAGUAAAUAUUCUUCUCAUUGUCAGGAGUUGUCAGCAAAAGUCAAAGUUCUAAUUCUUGACGGAUUGCGCUGCAACACAGUGCAAUGUGUCAUGCGAUGAUAUGCGUGCGAUAUUAGCGGUAGACGAAGUUGCAACGGGGUUCUGAACUUCUGAUGUUGCGGGUAUUGCACUUAUGGAGGACUAUUGCGCUGUUUGUGUGCCCAAGCAUCUGCUUAUAUCACGCACUUCGUAUCACAUAGCACGUGCUUUCCAGAUAGGAUAUUUUUAUUCGGUGGGAAUAUUGUUUCUCAAGACUCCAUGAGAUAUUGAGCAAUCAACAAACCAUUUGAACUUCUAACUACCACCAGUUAGGACUGCGAAGUGAACCACUGGUUGUUGAGCAUUCACAUCAGACCUCGUGUCAGACAAUGGCUCUCGAAACUCUUGAAGUAAAAGGUAAAAUUAUAAAGAUACUGGACGGUGGUUUUUCGACGCAACUUUCCGUCCACGUAGGUGACAAAGUGGAUGGGGACCCACUGUGGUCAGCAAGGUUUCUAGCUACUAAUCCCAGCGCUGUUUUGGCAACUCAUCUCGACUUUUUACGAGCUGGUUCGGAUAUCAUACAAACAAAUACUUAUCAAGCAUCAGUUGGUGGCUUUAUGGAACACCUUGGAACCACUGCAGAAGAAAGUUUGAAAUUAAUCGCAAGCGCGGUAGAACUUGCCAAGGAAGCUGUGAGAAUUUAUUCCACUGAGAAAGAGGGUGUUAAAAUACUCAUUGCAGGAUCCCUUGGUCCCUACGGAGCUGCACAACAUAAUGGUUCAGAAUAUACAGGAGCCUAUGAUAAAUUUUUAACAAAAAAAAUCAUUAAAGAUUGGCACAGACCUCGUUUGGAAACUUUAAUCAAUGGCGGCGUAGACCUACUCGCUGUAGAAACCAUACCAAGCAAAACUGAAGCUGAAGGUUUAGUCGAAUUACUGCAAGAUUAUCCUCAAGCAAAAGCCUGGUUAUCGUUUUCUUGUCUCCAAGAUGGAAAAAGUUUGGCUGAUGGAAGUAGUUUGAAAGAAAUAGUUGAAAAGUGCUUGAGUAUUGCGUUACCUGGUCAGAUAAUAGCAGUUGGAGUGAAUUGUAUUGCUCCACGUUGCGUUGCCGCAUUGCUUGAACAAAUCAAAGAGAGGGGUGGAACUAGUGUCCCAUUGAUCGUCUAUCCUAACAGCGGAGAACAAUAUGUUGUUAGCGAAGGAUGGUGUCCAGGAGACUCUCGCGAUCCCUUGGAGGAUUUUAUAACAGAUUGGCUAGAUAUUGGGGUUCGAUACAUAGGUGGUUGUUGUCGCACCUAUGCGAAAGACAUAACAAAAAUUCGGGAUAUCGUUGAGCUUUGGGAAAUGGCUAAUUUGAAUAAUUUGGCCAAGAAUUUAGAGCAUUCGAAAAUUCCGAACGAAUAAAUUUGAACUGCACAACAGAAAAAUAAGAAACAAAAAUUAUUCCCAGAAUUAACAUGCUGAGAGACUAUAAUGCAUAUGACUUUGCUUCCUCAAUUUAUCGUAAACUUUGCUGCAAAUUAUAGUUGUUUUUUUCGAGGAAGAAUAUUUUAUGAUUACAUCAAUACAAGAUGCAUCAGUGAGUGUAGGGUGGUAGUUUCAUAUCAUGAGAUUGAAUUACUGGCAUUUUAUACGAUAACUUGUAACAUAGCUCUAAAGGCUGUAUAUUACAAUAGUAAUUUGAAACUGUUAGAGAUGAAUUAAAACUUGUGCAAAGUCUCAAUUUAUAAUAAAAUACGCUGAGACCUUAUCUGUGCCUGCCUUUUAUUGCUAAUCAAUGGAUUGAGACUGAUUUUUUUUCUCAAAGCUUCUAUUUUACAUAAGGAGAUUAACAAAAAAAUUGUCAAAUCAUAAUUACAUCGAAAAACAGAUUUAUCUAACCACGUAAUCAUAAUGUGACUAUUGUAAUGAUAAAGCUUGGAAUUUUGUCGAAAAUGUACGAUGCCCAAAAAUUUUGGAAAUAAAAAUUAUGUGUAAAUAAAA